Coregonus sp. 'balchen' is the source of this 38660-nucleotide messenger RNA. The record is from the annotation of a GenBank genome assembly. Lineage: Eukaryota; Metazoa; Chordata; Actinopteri; Salmoniformes; Salmonidae.
AUGUCCACUGUGACCUAUCAGCAGCAACAGAGGGAGGAAGAGGAGGAGGAAGAUGAAGAACAAGGAGAGAAGUUUGAGUUUGACGACAGUGCUGAUGAGGAGAAAGACCCAGUGGAAGCCAGUCAAACAUCAAACGAGUCAUCUAUGAAGGCCACAAGGCAACCACAGGACAAUGCAGUAACAACACCCCCUUCACACUCACAACAGCACCUCAAUGCAAUGCCCCCUGCUGGUCAGGAAGACAACCCCUCCCAGGGACAAGUCUCCAUGGCCUCUUCAGGUAAAGUGUUCUUUCUAUUACAACACAUUGUGAGUGACUCUUCUCCACUGGUCUCAUAAGGUGCUGCCAGUUCUUAAAGGGAUUUCAUAAUAGCUUCAGACAGACAGUCAUAAAGAGAGACGGGUUCUAAUUGGAUAAAGAGCAGUGAAACUCUGGUUGAUAUCAGUAUGCUAUUGACUACCUGACUGAGUCAUGUUGCCAAACAAGCUCUGUUAAUUACACUCCUUGCUAAAGAGGGAGAUUUAAAUAUAUGUGAACUUCUGUCUGACAAAAUUAAGUGAUUAGUGCUUAGUUAAAAUACUUCUCACAAAGCCUACUACGUGUAGUAAUCCGUUAAGUGGGUUGUGGAGCAUUUCUCCGCUGCACUGGGGAAUUCUGGGGUUGGUGGAAGCUUGUUACCCAGCGGAUGGUGGAGGAGACGGGCGUAAGGCUGGGACUUAGCCCUCCCAGGUCAGAUGAGAGGGUUCACAUUGUCUCUGGAUAAAUUAAAUAAUAUUUUGGACAGGAAUAUCUUCCAUAAAAGCUGAUAUACACACAGGACCUAUAUACUGCUCACAAUAAAAUUCCCGUGGUCUGUUUUCAUCAGAGAUUGUCUUCUUGGAGACACAGGACUGACCGCUCUAUUCAUAAAACAAGGUCAAUUAAGAUUAAGUAAAGAUCAAAUAAGAAAUACUUUUGUUUAGUUUGGCUCAUAUUGAGACCUAUUUAGAUAUAUUCCAAACUUUUUAACUGUCCUUCCCAUAUGGUACCCGUUGUACAAGUUAUAGUAACAAACACAAACAUGAAGUUAUAAAAGAAAAGGUUUUCUUGGCUAAUGUCUCCCGCUUCAUUUCUCCCCACAGAUGUUCCAGUUAUCGACCCACCCAGGCGGUAAGAGACUCCCUGCUUUCACAGUAUGCUGGAAUCUGCAUUACAUCUUCAGGGGCUGUGUGGUUUGGCCUCGUAGGAGGAAACAUCUGUCUUCAUUAGGUUAUCAAUGUACUGUAUUAGCAUGACCCAAAAUCAGAUACAUCUCUAUUUUCAUAGAGGAAGGGCGUGUCAAAGUAAAAAGGUUUAGGACUGAUAUGUUUGGAAAAGGAAGUCAAAGGAGAUGGCAAAUAUGUGACUGAGGCUAUGUUGGAAAUAAAACUCUUCCAUGUCUAACAUAUUGAAUCAGUAGCCUUAACAGGUACUCUGUAGUCUGCAGGUUAUAGCAGUUUGCAGUAUAAAAAGUUGUAUAUGAGUUAGGGGGUUCACUAGAAUGUACAUUAUAAACAUGUUAUCAACCAGUGUAAUGUAUCACCCUCUUAAAUUUGUGGUCCCUGUCUUGGUAGGGGCCACUGGUCAUGGUUAAGUCCCAGCAUGAUGGUGUGCUAGGAAGUGUGCUGGGAAACCUGUGCCGAUAGGAGAGCCAGGGCCUGCCAUUCCUGUGGGCUUUCCUGUGCUGAGAAGAGGGGUGUAUGUGAGUGACUGUGAUAGUGUGUGUUUGUGUGUAUCUCUCUGUGUGUGUGUUUGAACAGGGUUGGAUUGUGAGAGAAGGGACUGUGGUCUCUGCGAUUUCUCCUCUGGAAGAUUUCUGCUGAGUACACUGUUCCACUGUGGGUCAAUAUUCUCCCUUUCCUAGUGGAGCUAUUAAUAGCUUUUUCCGCCAACAAGGUGUAAGGUGUGUGUCAGCGCGUUUGCUCUGUGUGUCUGUUUCAGCUCAGAUUCAGAUAUUUUUGCAUCGCAAAGAACACUUUGUAAUAUAAACAUUGUUGCAGAACAUGCAUAACAUGUCUACAGGUCUAUUCAACUCAGGAAAGCAGUGGUAUUGUGUUUGUGUGUGUGUGUGUGCGUGUGUCUAGUUGCAUCUGUAGGACCUUUGACAGAUACCUUUCAUUAAGUGACACCCUUAAGAUUAAAAGUCCUGGACAAUGGUCACCAUGACAACUUGACACUUGACAUUUAUAUGGCUCUGCUUUAUGUUCAGUUGAGCUGUAACCUUACAUUAGAGGGGCACACAUUUAACACUCCACCUAAGCAACCCCACUUUACAACACUCCUUUUUCCUGCAUUCCACACUUCCUUGCUGUCUGCUCUGCACAGUAUUCUGCUUAGUGGUAGAUCUGCAAGCUGGGUUUGCAAGCUGUUCAAGUAAACAAUGUUACAAAAGACACAGAUACUGUAUACAGACCUGUGUACGCUGACAGGGGGCAGACGCAAGAUGCAGUUGCUAUAGCAGGUGGUGUGUUGUUAAAUCAAAUCAAAUCAAAUUGUAUUUGUCACAUGCGCCGAAUACAAGUGUAGACCUUACAGUGAAAUGCUUCCUUAGUGAAAUGCUUACCCAGGCAAUGUAAAUAGUCUGGGUAGCCAUUUCAUUAGAUGUUCAGGAGUCCUAUGGCUUGGGGGUAGAAGCUGUUGAGAAGCCUCUUGGACCUAGACUAGGUGCUCCGGUACCGCUUGCCGGGCGGUAGCAGAGAGAACAGUCUAUGACUAGGGUGGCUGGAGUCUUUGACAAUUUUUAGGGUCUCCUCUGACACCGCCUGGUAUAGAGGUCCUGGAUGGCAGGAAGCUUGGCCCCAGUAACGUACUGGGCUGUACGCACUACCCUCUGUAGUGCCUUGCGGUCGGAGGCCGAGCAGUUGCCAUACCAGGCAGUGAUGCAACCAGUCAGGAUGCUCUCGAUGGUACAGCUGUAUAACUUUUUGAGGAUCUGAGGACCCAUGCCAAAUCUUUUCAGUCUCCUUAGAGGGAAUAGGUUUUGUCGUGCCCUUCACGUCUGUCUUGGUGUGCUUGGACCAUGUUAGUUUGUUGGUGAUGUGGACACCAAGGAACUUGAAGCUCUCAACCUGCUCCACUACAGCCCCGUCAAUGAGAAUGUCUUGAUCACAUUGAGGGAGAGGUUGUUGUCCUGGCACCACACGGCCAGGUCUCUGACCUCCUUCCUAUAGGCUGUCUCGUCGUUGUCAGAGAUCAGGCCUACCACUGUUGUGUCAUCGGCAAACUUAAUGAUGGUGUUGGAGUCGUGCCUGGCCAUGCAGUCAUGAGUGAACAGGGAGAACAGGAGGGGACUGAGCACGCACCCCUGAGGGGCCCCCGUGUUGAGGAUCAGUGUUGCAGAUGUGUUGUUAUCUACCCUUACCACCUGGGGGCGGCCCGUCAGGAAAUCCAGGAUCCAGUUGCAGAGGGAGGUGUUUAGUCCCAGGGUCCUUAGCUUAGUGAUGAGCUUUAGUCAAUGAAUAGCAUUCUCACAUAGGUGUUCCUUUUUGUCCAGGUGUGAAAGGGCAGUGUGUAGCGCAAAAGAGAUUGCAUCAUCUGUGGAUCUGUUGGGGCGGUAUGCAAAUUGGAGUGGGUCUAUGGUUUCUGGGAUAAUGGUGUUGAUGUGAGCCAUGACCAGCCUUUCAAAGCACUUCAUGGCUACAGACGUGAGUGCUACGGGUCGGUAGUCAUUUAGGCAGGUUACCUUAGUGUUCUUGGGUACAGGGACUAUGGUGGUCUGCUUGAAACAUGUAUAUAUUACAGACUCAGACAGGGAGAGGUUGAAAAUGUCAGUGAAGACACUUGCCAGUUGGUCAGCGCAUGCUUGGAGUACACGUCCUGGUAAUCCGUCUGGCCCUUCGGCCUUGUGAAUGUUGACCUGUUUAAAGGUCUUACUCACAUUGGCUACAGAGAGCGUGAUCACACAGUCGUCCGGAACAGCUGAUGCUCUCAUGCAUGUUUCAGUGUUACUUGCCUCGAAGCAAGCAUAGAAGUAAUUUAGCUCGUCUGAAAGGCUUGUGUCAAUGGGCAGCUCACGGCUAACUUCCCUUUGUAGUCUGUAAUAGUUUGCAUGCCCUUCCACAUCCGACGAGCGUCGGAGCCAGUGUAGUACGAUUCGAUCUUAGUCCUGUAUUGACGCUUUGCCUGUUUGAUGGUUCAUCGGAGGGCAUAGUGGGAUUUCUUAUAAGCUUCCGGGUUAGAGUCCCGCUCCUUGAAAGCGGCAGCUCUACCCUUUAGCUCAGUGCGUAUGUUGCCUGUAAUCCAUGGCUUCUGGUUGGGGUAUGUACGUACAGUCACUGUGGGGACGACAUCAUCGAUGUGCUUAUUGAUAAAGCCAGUGACUGAUGUGGUGUACUCCUCAAUGCCAUCGAAAGAAUCCUGGAACAUAUUCCAAUCUGUGCUAGCAAAACAGUCCUUUAGCUUAGCAUCUGCUUCAGCUGACCACUUUUUUAUUGACCAAGUCACUGGUGCUUCCUGCUUUAGUUUUUGCUUGUAAGCAGGAAUCAGGAGGAUAUAAUUAUGGUCAGAUUUGGCAAAUGGAGGGCGAGGUAGAGCUUUGCACGCAUCUCUGUGUGUGGAGUAAAGGUGGUCUAGAGUUUAUUUUCCCUCUGGUUGCACAUUUAACAUACUGGUAGAAAUUAGGUAAAAUGGAUUUACGUUUCCCUGCAUUAAAGUCCCCGGCCACUAGGAGCACCGCCUCUGGAUGAUCGUUUUCCUGUUUGCUUAUGGCCGUAUACAGUUAAUUGAGUGGGGUCUUAGUUCCAGCAUUGGUUUGUGGUGGUAAAUAUACAGCUGCGAAGAAUAUAGAUGGAAACUCUCUUGGUAGAUAGUGUGGUCUACAGCUUAUCAUGAGAUACUCUACCUCAGUGAGCAAAACCUUGAGACUUCCUUAGAUAUCGUGCACCAUCUGUUGUUUACAAAUAUACAUAGACCACCACCCUUGUCUUACCAGAGGCUGCUGUUCUAUCCUGCCGAUACAGUGUAUAACCCACCAGCUGUAUGUUAUUCAUGUAUUCGUUCAGCCACGACUCGGUGAAACAUAAGAUAUUACAGUUUUUCAUGUCCUGUUGGUAGGAUAUACAUGCUUGUAGUUCGUCCACUUUAUUAUCAAGCGAUUGUAAGUUGGCCAAUAGUAUCGAUGGCAAAGGAAGAUUAGCCACUUGUCGCCGGCUCCUUACCAGGCACCCCGAUAUCUUUCCACGAAAUCUCCUUUUCUUUCUACUGCGAAUGACGGGGAUGAGGGCCCUGUCGGGUGUCUGGAGCAAAUCCCUCUCGUCCGACUCAUUAAAGAAAGAUUAUUCGUUCAGUUCAAGGUGAGUAAUUGCUGUUCUGAUGUCCAGAAGCUCUUUUCGGUCAUAAGAGACGGUAGCAGCAACAUUAUGUACAAAAUAAGUUACAAACAAUGCUGUUGGUGAACACAUAUUUAGGAGAGGGAGUACAAACCAACGACGCUGGACAGAGUGGAAGUAGGUUAAAACAAAAGCAGUUUAUUAACAGAGAUAUCUUGUUCUGAUUAAGCUACAUGCAUGGACCCAACCAAUUGCCUCUUAUGGAGACAGUUGAGAAGGGCGAUUAAAAAGAGUUUACAGCAUUACUUUAUACAAUGUAACAUAAAGGAAGGGGUCCUUCUUCUAGUCCCUUGAUUGGUUCCCGAGGCAUAGGAGGCGGGUCUGCUCUGUCCAGAGCAGAUGCCCCAUUGGUGCACGGCAGAGUCCUCUGCCCUUGGCACCCGACCAGUAGACAGGGGAGUUGAGAAUGAGUGUGCGUGCAAAUGAAAUGUUUGUGUGUGUCCAGGGAACUCGUGAGGAGUAGAGAAUGAGUGUGCGUGAAAGUGAAAUAUUGGUGUGUGUCAAGGGAACUCGUGAGGAGUAUCUGUUGGUUUAUGGCCGGAGGUGGGGGUGUUGUCCUAUUAUCGCAUUCCUGCAAGACUAGGCCAUCUGGUGAGAAGAUAUGGUGUUCUCCUCUGUCCUUUGUUCUCUGACCUGGAACAGCAUUUAUUGAAAACAAGCCUAACACAAAUGGGUCUUUGCACAACAUUUUAGUCAGACCAAUCUAUAACAUUUUAUAUUUACUACGACAAAUUAUAUUUACUACGACAAUGCGAAAAAACACACAAAAUAGCACGGUUGGUUAAUAGUCCAUAAAACGGCAGCCAAUCCCCUCCGGCAGCCAUCCCCUCCGGUGCUAGGUUAGACUCGUUAUAGUAACUGUUGUUACAAUGAAGAUCUAGCUAGCCCAUCAUCAGCAUGGUCAGCACUAUUUCCAGAGAGACAAGAGGAAAGCCAAGUAAACAAGGCUCCCUGGUCGACUGUGUUCUGUAGUUAGAGGGAGUUGAAACACAUCUAAGGCCUUGCAUUCAGGCUGCUCACACUGUGCCUCAGUCUAUUCUAUUUGCAUUGAAAAACGUUUGCCUUUUCUUCUGCUGUAGGCCUAUGACUCACAGGGGCUUGUAUAGACAAGUGAAGGGCGUAGGCCUACAAAGAUUAACCAUAAAAUAUAUACUUUUCCAGUCUUUUAAACAUUGAAAUAGUAUGUGUUCUCAAAAAGUGUUCUUGUUAAAUCCCCAUUUGAAACCACAGUAAUGAGACAUGCAUUCUGUAUGAAUUUUACAGAACAGGGUUCAUGGUGAGGCAUUACUUACGCUGAGCCACAUUCUACCCCAGCAUCGUUUUUCUAAUAAUUUAUUUUAGAAAGCUCUUAUUCAUAGAAAACUGCUUGAGUAGACAUUACUCUGUAAAAAUUCUUGGCUGUAAUAUGCCAUUCCUGUGCGCUGCUUCCUGACUGAGUCUGGUGUCUUUGGGGGAGGCAGUGAAGGUGAAGAGUUGAAACGUUUAUUAGCAGACAUUACUAGAAAGUGGAUUUGAAGUUUCAACAUUACUCAAACAAGCUUUAGCUAACGCUUUUAUUGUUGUCUUGCCAAAGAAGGUAACGCAAUGAUAUAUACAGAAAAUCUGGCAAGCUAUUUCUGGCUACAAAAUAUUUCCUACACUACUAAACUGUGUAAUUCUGUAAACAUUGUGGACUGUCAGGCAUGCCUGGAACAGGGGAGAGGUACAGUAUCUUGCUGACUGAUACAGUAUUUUGCUGACUGAUUGACUUUCUGGCUGUUGGCAUAGCCGAGAGGGAUGGUGGGAGGGAUGCAUUUAAUGAGAUUGGUUUCUCCUCCAUCCCAGAUCUAGCUGUAUAAUCAAGCAUGUGGGAGGAUUGCUGUAACUCUCACUGGUAGCUUGAAAACAUAAGCAAGUGGUAGCUCUUUACAGAAUACCUACAAGAUCAGUAUUGGGAGAUGUCUCAAAGGCAAUAGUCUAGGGCUAGUUUUUAUUUCAAUCUAGUCAUUAUUAUGGUCAGGCUUUAGGUAUGGCAGGUGAUCAAUGGCUAUCGUUUAGGGGGAACUUUCAUGGCUCACAGUUAAUAUAACAAGCAGGAGGUACGGUCACAAUAUCAUAUUCAUGGUCUCACAUGAGUUCACCUGGAUCAGAUGACUCUCUCCAUCCCUCACAACAGAAGUCAGCAGAAUCAUCACACCACAGUGAAUAGGACUGACCAACCUAGCAGAAAUGAGCUGCACUAGGAACAUAUAGCUGUGGCAGGUUUAAGGAAGUGUUACGCCUUGAUCACAUCGACAGCGUCAUUGCGUUUUGGUACACCAGAAGUAAAUUCAUUUCCAAUGGAACGCUGUGUUUGCCUUGCAGCAUUGUAUUGCAGAAGCAGUUGCAGUGCAUUCUGUGUGGUGCAUACAUUGGAUUUAUCGAACGUAUGCAUCAAAUUGAAUGCGUAGACGGCUUGACAGAAAUGGUAGCAGAAGGUGAAUGUUGAACUUUUGUUGCACACAUUUCCAGAUGAUGCUGCGUACCAUUUUGCGCAAUGACACUGUCGGUAUGAUGGAGGCGUUAGCAUGCUGAGACGGCAGUGCUUCAGACCCUUUGCCCCCGGCUCCUCCUCCUCCUCCUCCAAACUGCAAUUCACUUGUAAUGAGCCACACAGCACCCAGGCUAGAGUGGUCAUAACUGCUUUCCCUACUCUGUCUGAUAUGUUCCAGGGUCUCUGGCCCGGUCGAGCUCGUUGAGCCCAUUGCUGCAGCACCUUCAGUGGGAGAGCAGCCCCUGGAGGAGUCCCAGGGAGGGUCUGGUCCUAGAGACGUGUUACCUGUGGAGAACCAGACCGACUCGGAGGACCAUAGUGUGGAGACGGAGAAGAAGAGCUCCAGCCUGAGGGAACACUCUGAAGGUACAGAACUGCAUAGAUACAGAUACAUGAAACAUGAUAUAGACAGAGGAGAGCAAGCUUACACCAAUUACAGUAUAGGCCUUCAUAACCUUCACCACCAUUGUUUUAAAGGAAUAAACAAAACUGUAUUGGUCUGUAAUCGUUGCGUGGAACCUCCAGAGGGCAAUGGCGAGCACACACACUCUCCCUCCCAUGAUUUGAUUUCAACAUGGACAUGACAUGAAUUCAAUUAAUUCAGGAUGAGGAUCAAUAGUGGACUAUUGGUCUAUUUCCACCAAGGGAAAUUGCUCUGGCUGACAUUAGGCUAUUUGAAGGUGGUCCACUAAAAGACUCUGUAAGGAACCUGACUAAGCCCUGCUCCACUUUACUCCCUGUUCUUGUCGAUAUUGAUAAAUGUAGGCCUCAGUUGAGGUUUAUAAUAGUAAUCUACCUUAAAUGUGGUGUAAAAAUGUUUGUCAUCAUGUAUGGAUACCGUCAAAAUCUGAUUUAACAAAGUGUACCUCCGUUUUGUGAUCAGUUAGGAGUGCUAUCAUUAUUUUUCUAUAAUUGGGUACCAUUGGGUUGUUGUGUUUUCAGUGGACCAACGUGUCAUAGGUAGCCUACUGGCACCAUGAUAUGGCUAAUGAACCAUUGCCUGUUUAUAGCCAACAACCAAUAGCAUUAUACCUCUCUGUUCAAGCCUGUGAACAAAAUCAAAUCAAAUUGUAUUUGUCACAUGCUUUAUAAACAACAGGCGUAGACUAACAGUGAAAUGCUUACUUACAAUACACAGUAAAUGUCAAUAAUGAGUAAAAGUAACAUGGCUAUAUACAGGAAGUACCAGUACUGAGUCAAUGUGCAGGGGUACGAGGUCAUUGAGGUAGCUUUGUACUGUACAUAUAGGUAGGGGUAAAGUAACUAGGCAACAGCAUAGAUAAUAGACAGUAGCAGCAGCAUAUGUGGUAAGUGUGUGUGUGAGUGUAUGUAGUGUGUGUGUGUGUGUUGGGGUGUCAGUCAGUGUAAGUAUAUGUGAGUGUGUGGGUAGAUUCCAGUGUGUGUGCAUAGAGUCAGUGCAAGAGAGUUAUUGGAAAAAGGGGUCAAUGAGGUAGUCCGGGUAGCCAUUUGAUUAGCUAUUUAGCAGUCUUGUUUAGCAGUCUUAUGGUUUGGGGGUAGAAGCUGUUCAGGGUCCUGCUGGUUCCAGACUUGGUGCACUGGUACCGCUUGCCAUAUGGUAGCAGAGAGAACAGUCUAUGCCUUCGGUGGCUGGAGUCUUUGACCAUUUUUUGGGCCUUCCUCUGACACCACCUGGUAUAGAGGUCCUGGAUGGCAGGGAGCUCGGCCCCAGUGAUGUACUGGGCUGUACUCAUCACCCUCUGUAGCGCCUUGCGGUCGGGUACCUUGCAGUUUCCAUACUAAGCGGUGAUGCAGCCAGUUAAGAUGCUCUCAAUGGUGCAGCUGUAGAACUUUAAUUUCAGCAUCCUGACCAACAUUCCAAUAGACUGAUACAAAUCUAUUCGACAAAUGAACUUUGAUAACACUGUGGCAAUUUAUUCAUACUACAGUAUGGAUAUUCUGUGUUACUAUCAGUACUGUAUUACUACAGUGUAAUAGUACAUUUGUAACCGAUUAAUAGAUUCUGGUAACUGGGCUCUCCGUCAUUGAGUUCAAUACCACCUUUACACUUGCUUCUGGUCCUAACAUUAAGACCAGUUUGAGUCCUAAUCCCAGGACUACCAUCAAGCAAUGCCAUACUGUGCUAAAAAGUGUUUCACCAAACCAAGAUGAAACUUGCCUGAGUUCUGUUGUGUUUCCUUCUGGGAUUGUUGGGGAAAAUAAACUCAGCUUGAAGAAAUACAAUCAGGCUGUUUGAAAUAACAAGCACUGUUCUCAGAAGACUGAGUCAGUUACUUUGCAGAUCUGCAGAUAGUCAGGCUGAUUCAGUUAUUCCCUUUUCGUUCGGUACACAUUCUUCACAGAGAGAGGAUGUGUCUGUGUCUGUGUGUGUGCACGCUUGCGUAGGUAAUCCCUAUUGUUGUAGAAGAACAUUGUCUGUUUUGUCUCUCUCUUGGACUGUGUCCAAGGUGAUUUAGAACCUUAUAUAGAGCCGUGGUGGCUAAUCCAUGUCAGAAUACACAUCUCUCAUCAGAUUAAUUGAAUCCAGUGAUUGUUGAUGUUUGAGGUUUAUAAGGAACCAUUCCAGACAAAUCACAAUUUAAAAACAAAUCAAUAAAGCCCCUAAGAUAAAUUAGGCUGAAACACUCUCAAAGCAGUUAAUGACAAAUCCUGCGGACCGUGGAGAUAGGGUCGGUACAUUACAAACAAGGUGGAUAUAAUCAUGCUGCCACAAUUCCACAGCACAACUUAACACAAAUAACAGCACUAAGUCCCUGCUAAUAUAAUCAAUUAACUGUUUAUGUUUUCAACACUAUGAUAUACAUCUAAUUGAUGUAAAUGUAUUGACAAUUACUACAUAGAAGUGACAGAACCUUGGGGUAUAAUGUUUUGGGGAAAAAGCUUGUGGUUUUGCUCUUGAAGUUUUGUUGCUUUGCAAAAUAAUCACUGACAGGCCCUCCACCUGGCUCUGAGGUUUGGAAUUGUGACUGGUCCUUACUGUCUUCCCCAAUAGGUGAAGGUGUGGAUGAUGCUGAGGCCAAUGCAGAGCUCCAGACAGGGAGCCCAGAGGUGAUCUAUGAUGACGUGCCCUGUGAGGGACCACUCUCUCCUGACAAAGGUGAGUUCUGGGGCAGGGGCAGGGGCUGGGGCCACUGACUGCUUUCAUUGGAUGUCUCCCCUGUCUGAUACUGCACCAUGAGUCUUUGGAUCAAUGCACAUCAGACAUGGGUUCAAAUGCGAUUUGGUUCCUCUUAGAUACUGCGUUGUGCUUGAUUGAGCUUGAGGAUCUGCUGUCUAACAAUGCACUGUCAGUCUUUGGAUCACUGUACAGUCUUUGUGCUUUGUUGAUGUCAGUAUAUAUAUGUGUGUGUGCGUGUCAGGGGAUAUGAUCUAUGAGGAUGUGCACAGAGAAGAAGUGCCCCAGGGUGCAGGCAACGGUUGGAGCUCCAGUGAGUUUGAAAGUUACGACGAGCAGUCUGAUACCGAGAGCAAACUACCAACCCGCAGCAAGGUAGGAGAGAUGGUGUUCUAUUGUAUAUGUCUGUCUGUCUGUCUGUCUGGCUAUCUGCCUGGUGUCUGUUUGGAUUUUUGUGUUUAUGUUCAAUGCAUAAGACAUGACUCAAAGAGAAUUUUUCACCCAUUGCUACUGCUCUAUUCAUGUGAGAAACUGGUGGGGAAAAUACAAAGAACAUGAAACAUGUAUCAGCCCUGUCUGGGUGGGUUAAUAUUCUCGCUUUGUGUCCUGAGAAUAAACAAGCUUUAUUCUCACUUGAAAGGCAUCAAAGUCAUGACACUGUCUAGGUGCGGUAUGUUAUAACCAUACAGCAGGUGACUCUCUCUCCUCCACAUGGUGGCAGUAUAUCAUUGACGUUGUGCUCUAUUCUGGUCAGACUUGAUCCAGUCUCAUCCCUUUUUAUAUACCAUGUACAGUACCAGUCAAAAGUUUGGACACACCUACUCACUGAAGGGUUUUUCUUAAUUUCUUUUACUAUUUUCUACAUUGUAGAAUAAUAGUGAAGACAUCAAAACUAUGGAAUAACAGUAAUCCUUCUACCCCCCCUCCCCCACCCCCCCAUAAAAUAAAACAAAACUAAAAAACUAAAAAAAAGGAGUGGUUGUCCCACUGGCUGAAUGCACCAAUUUGUAAGUCGCUCUGGAUAAGAGCGUCUGCUAAAUGACUUAAAUGUAAAUGUUAAUAACACAUAUUGAAUCAUGUAGUAACCAAAAAAUUGUUAAACAAAUCAAAAUAUAUUUUAUAUUUGAGAUUCGUGAAAUAGCCACCCUUUGCCUUGAUGACAGCUUUGCCCACUCUUGGCAUUCUCUCAACCAGCUUCACCUGGAAUGCUUUCCAACAGUCUUGAAGGAGUUCCAACACUGGUUGGCUGCUUUUCCUUCACUCUGCCAUCCGACUCAUCCCAAACCAUCUCAAUUGGGUUGAGGUCGGGGGAUUGCGGAGGCCAGGUCAUCUGAUGCAGCACUCCAUCACUCUCCUUCUUGGUGAAAUAGGCCUUACACAGCCUGGAGGUGUGUUGGGUCAUUGUCCUGUUUAAAAACAAAGGAUAGUCCCACUAAGCCCACACCAGAUGCGAUGGCGUAUCGCUGCAGAAUGCUGUGGUAGCCAUGCUGGUUCAGUGUGCCUUGAAUUCUAAAUAAAUCACAGACAGUGUCACCAGCAAAGCACCCCCACACCAUAACACCUCCUCCUCCAUGCUUUACGGUGGGAACUACAUAUGUGGAGAUCAUCCGUUCACCUACUCUGCGUCUCACAAAGACACGGCGGUUGGAACCAAAAAUCUCAAAUUUGGACUCAAGAUCAAAGGACACAUUUCCACCAGUCUAAUGUCCAUUGCUUUUGUUUCUUGGCCCAAGCAGGCCUACUCUUCUUAUUGGUGUCCUUUAGUAGUGGUUUCUUUGCAGCAACUUGACCAUGAAGGCCUGAUUCACACGGUCCCCUCUGAACAUUUGAUGUUGAGAUGUGUCUGUGACUUGAACUCUGUGAAGCAUUUAUUUGGGCUGCAAUUUCUGAGGCUGGUAACUCUAAUGAACUUAUCCUCUGCAGCAGAGGUAACUCUGGUUCUUCCAUUCCUGUGGCGGUCCUCAUGAGAGCCAGUAUCAUCACAGCACUUGAUGGUUUUUGAGACUGCACUUGAAGAAACUUUCAAAGUUCUUGAAAUUCUCUGUAUUGACUGACCUUCAUGUCUUAAAGUAAUGAUGGACUGUCGUUUCUCAUUGCUUAUUUGAGCUGUUCUUGCCAUAAUAUGGACAUGGUCUUUUACCAAAUAGGGCUAUCUUCUGUAUACCCCCCACCUUGUCACAACACAACUGAUUGGCUCACAUGCAUUAAGAAGGAAAGAAAUUCCACAAAUUAACUUUUAAGAAGGCACACCUGUUAAUUGAAAUGCAUUCCAGGUGACUACCGCAUGAAGCUGGUUGAGAGAAUGCCAAGCGUGUGCAAAGCUGUCAUCAAGGCAAAGGGUGGCUAUUUGAAGAAUCUCAAAUAUAAAAUAUAUUUUGAUUUGUUUAACACUUUUUUGGUUACUACACGAUUCCAUAUGUGUUACUUCAUAGUUUUGAUGUCUUCACUAUUAUUCUACAAUGUAAAAAAUAGUAACAAUGAAGAAAAACCCUUGAAUGAGUAGGUGUGUCCAAACUUUGACACAUAGAUUUAGAAAACAUUCUAUGAAAUGACAUCAUUAUACAGAGGGGAGCGAUGACCUGCUUGUUAUGAACACUUGCUUGUUAUGUUUGGGCAGAAACAAUGGUGGCUUUACUGAAAUGAAUAUCACAUUAGGAGGUAGCCUAUGAACAUCCCCUCCUCCCUCUUCAUGUCUGCCUCAACCUCCCCUCCUGCACUCACUUCCUUCACCAAGAUCAUUGCUAUUAGUCUAGGCUGACAUUACCCUUUGACCAGCGCAGCGCUCUAAGCUUCCGCUCUCCAUCCUUGUGAUUAAUCCAGGUGUUGCCUUGCUUGUUUUGUCUUGAUCCUUUUCUCUCAAUUUCCCGCUGUCUCAUCUUCCUUCCUUCAUCCCUGUGCCCUGCUGUGUGGUUUAACGCCACCUGCCCUGACCUGCCUCACACCACACUGCCCCAACACCUGUGGUGUUCCCGGUACUGUAGCAGUACUCCCCUGACGUGCGUCGGCUGAGGGAGCGUUGUGCCAGGACCAAACGUGAAAUAGCCAUGAGGCUAGGUGGGAAAAACAACUAUGACACCAAGGUAUAUCGCUGGCAGUAAGAAAACACAACAUGACACCAAGGUAUAUCGCUGGCAGUAAGAAAACAACAUGACACCAAGGUAUAUCACUGGCAGUAAGAAAACAUAACAUGACACCAAGGUAUAUCACUGGCAGUAAGAAAACACAACAUGACACCAAAGUAUAUCACUGGCAGUAAGAAAACACAACAUGACACCAAGGUAUAUCACUGACAGUAAGAAAACACAACAUGACACCAAGGUAUAUCACUGGCAGUAAGAAAACACAACAUGACACCAAGGUAUAUCGCUGGCAGUAAGAAAACAACAUGACACCAAGGUAUAUCACUGGCAGUAAGAAAACAUAACAUGACACCAAGGUAUAUCACUGGCAGUAAGAAAACACAACAUGACACCAAGGUAUAUCAACUUAGAACUCAAAAUUACAGCACCCAGGAGGCUAUGCAAGGAUUACAAUGACCAAAGCCAAAAUAUGCCUGCUGUAGUUUGAAGUGCAUUAUACCUGAUUAGUUAUUCACAUGAUUCACUUUCUUUACCAUCCUGUCCUUACUAAUGUUUCUGUGCUAUUCUCCAAACUGUCGCUCUCAUGAGAGAUUUGUCUCUCUCCUUCUAGUUUAGUAUCAGGACAAGUUUUGGGGACACAUGAAUAAGUAAAACACAUUUACAUCCAUAAACACGUUGCCAGUUGCUCCCAGUUGAUAACCUAGUUUCCUGAAGUGGCAUCAUUUAAAAAUACCAUCACCAUGGGUAUAUUCUGGCUCUGUGGGCAUCACAUGAGUCUGCCGGGCCUCAGUGAUGCUCAGGGUGGGGUUUGUGUUUAGCAGAAUUGAUGAUCUCUUCAUAGACUUCCUGACUAGAGACUAGAUCAGACCGUUACAGGCGCAUAUGGUGGUAUUCAUGGCUUGAUGCAUCAAGUGUCCUCUCCUUGUGGAUUACUGUGCAGUGUUUCCUGGCUCUGUCCUCUCGCUGUCCUCGUGGAUUAACUGUUUUGGCCUCUUUGUCCUUUUGAACCAGGUUCAUCAGCUAAUGAAGGCAGCUAGAAGUGGGACCAAGGAUGGAUUGGACAAGACCAAAAUAGCCUUCAUGCGGAGAGUCUCCUUCCUGCACAAGAAGGACCACUCAGGUAAUCAGGGAAAAAGUUAUUCAAAAUGACUUUUUGUCAAAUGACUGUCUCAGAUGGAAGUUUCCUUCUCAUGUGUAAAUUUGUUGUGAAGUGAGAGUUUCUGUGGAAGAUAGGAGUUCACAUACAUUUCAUCUGCCUCUUUGAAUUAAGCUGCGGUGGAGAACUAGCCGAGCCAAAAGUAAUGUUAGAGACAGAUAGAGGAGAAAGCCUCCCAUUUCCUUUCCAAUCCCAGCUUUAAAAUAGAAAAGACUUGUGGAAAAAUGAUCUAAACGAUGUACGAUAUUUCAAAUGACACAGCUGGGAUAAGUCGAGUGGCUCGCGCCGAUUAAAGACAGACGUUGUGGCCAACUGAAGGGUUUGAUGUGUGGGAGAGGAACGGGCAGAAAAUCUCACAUGAUAGAGGUUUUUACCCCAGGAAGUCUCAGUACACAAUGGAACCAGAUUAACAUCCAUUAAUGGAGUGUCGAGCAGCUCCAGAAACCACAGAUAACAGAGACACAACUCAAACAAUUUUUUAAACAAUAAAAAAGAGGAAAAGAGGCCAGUGGUUCUAUUUGUAGCUGUUGAUCAGGGGGAAUCUGGGCAGCAUGAUAUAUUUCUGAUACUGACACACAAUUAUCGCUCCAAAGUCAUUCAUUGGAGUGGUGUUGGCGGGCGAAAAUCAGUUUUAGUAUCUAUGUCUGUAUGGUUGCAGGGAAGGAUUCUGUUUAGUGCAUUUUGAACGCUUUUGUAUUCAUGCUGAGUGUGUGUGUGCGAGUGUUUGAACACGUUUUUGCAGAUGGACUGUCUGUUCUCCUCUUUACUUCUACUAAGAUACAUUAUUGUUUGAAAUGUAUUUUUCCCUCCUAAGUCUUUCAAGCAGAGUGCAAAUCUCUUUAUAUUUUAUAGGUAAUAAACUUGGAGUGCAUCUGGGAGUGUGGCUCCAGUUGACAUGUGAAAGCUUUAAAUGUGCCUCUGUGUAUGUGUGUGUGUUUCCCUGUGCAGAGGAUGUGGAGGAUGACGCAGGGUACCUGGAUGUGGCUGUGUCGGAGGUGAAACAGCCUCCUGCACAGCUGAGCCCCAUGCCUGAGGGACUGAGCAGCCAGCAGGUGUGUAUGUGUGUAUGCAGAUGUUUGUGUGUGUGUGUGUGUCAUAGUAUUCUGUGAAUCUCUAGAUUCAUGUGAUAUGCAUGCAAUUAUAUUUCUAUUGCCAACACUGACUCGGUAGGACGAUUGGGAGAAAUAUGUCUGCUACAGUUAAGGACAGGGCUACUCAUUUCAAGGGAAACCUCAGGGUAAAUCUGGGCCUCAUGAAAAGAAGGCUGCCCCACCCAAACUCUCUUACCCUAUUACAAUCACACAACCAGGCAUGACUACAGUAGCCUAGUACUAUCACACAACCAGGCAUGACUACAGUAGCCUAGUACUAUCACACAACCAGGCAUGACUACAGUAGCCUAGUACUAUCACACAACCAGGCAUGACUACAGUAGCCUAGUACUAUCACACAACCAGGCAUGACUACAGUAGCCUAGUACUAUCAAACAACCAGGCAUGACUACAGUAGCCUAGUACUAUCAAACAACCAGGCAUGACUACAGUAGCCUAGUACUAUCAAACAACCGGGCAUGACUACAGUAGCCUAGUACUAUCAAACAACCAGGCAUGACUACAGUAGCCUAGUACUAUCAAACAACCAGGCAUGACUACAGUAGCCUAGUACUAUCAAACAACCUGUCACACACAACUGAGGCUGUACUGCAUACAAUUAACUCCCAUCAUGCCGUUUUCUGUGCGUGGCCGUUGACCUCUGACCUGUAUGUUUCCCUGACUGGCCUCCUCUGUCCUCAGGUGGUCAGACGCCACAUCCUGGGUUCCAUCAUUCAGAGUGAGCGCAGUUAUCUUGAGUCCCUCAGGAGAAUCCUUCAGGUGAGUGCUUUACCCCCUACCACCCCUCCUCUGCCCUAUGCUUACUCUGACAGAUGUAAUACGUUCAUCUUUUCAGCAUUUAAGAAUGAGUCUGAAAAGGAAACUGGAGAUAAGUAUGAAAUUACCAGGCUUGCUCCGCAUAAAUAAUCAUGAUAGAACAGAUUCCUCUCACAUCUGUGGUACCCCGCUGCUGCUAAGAGAGAGAUUUUCUCUCUGUCAGGUUUUCACAGAAUCACAGAAUGGGAUUCUCUCUUCUUUUUUUAUCUCUCUUUUUCUCUGGUGGAGAGAGAAACAUUCAUUAUCUCUCCUCAGAGAUGAAGAGACACACCUGCUGAAAUGGAAUCAGGUGUGAUCAGUGGGAGGGUUAUGUGCGGCGAAAUAUUUUCUGAUGAUGUACUACCUUUGUUUUGGCAUGAGAUUAUUGUGUUUGAUAAUUGCGGAUGUUAAUCCUUUUUUUGUGAUUUUGCUUACCAUUCAACAAGUCCAACUCACUGCUAGAGGAAACAUAAAAGAAAAUAGCCAUGAGCACAAUUUCUAUUACAUUAAGAACUGCGACUUCAGUCCUGUAAAAACAGAAAUUGCCCUGUCCAUAUUCCACUUGUCGAUAAUUCAUUUGCUGUGGAGGAUUUAUGGUUGGGCAGGGGAGGCUCGUAAAACAACAAUAGCAGCACUAGUCUAUCAUCUAUUGUUGAUUCCAAAGAUUGCCUUUCAUUGCUGAUUUUCUGCUGACUGCAUCUGGCAGUUUCUGAUUGCACAGAUUACAUUCGCCAUAUUUAAAUGACUCUCACUUUAAAAGACACUGCAGUCAUGUGCACAUGUUUUACACAGUUGACUAGUUUUGAUACUGUACAGUGUCUUAACUAAUUGCAAUUGCUUAUAAGAGUGUUACUAACUUAUGAGUGCAUCAAUGUGCCUUUCAGUAAGGGUCCAAGCCCUGUUGGAUGCUGCUGUUGUAUCUGUUGAGAGAUGUUGCAUUUUAUGAUCAGGGACUACCUGUGUGUUUUAUAUUGUUCUCUACCGUAAAGCAUACCUAAUCCAAGUUAACUUGGGUGUACUAUUUCCCCAGGAGUACCAGAGGCCCUUGCUAGAGGCGGACCCACGCAUCCUGAGCCCACGGAAGAUCCGUCCCAUAUUUUACCGUCUACGGGAGAUCACUCAGUGUCACUCCAUGUUCCAGAUCGCACUUGCGUCACGUGUGGCUGAGUGGGACAGCAGUGAGAAGAUUGGGGACCUAUUUGUGGCCUCGGUUAGUGAGACUUUGUGUGUGUGUGUGUGUGUGUGUGUGUGUGUGUGUGUGUGUGUGUGUGUGUGUGUGUGUGUGUGUGUGUGUGUGUGUGAGUGAGUGAGAGAGAUUUUCAGGGACUUAUUUGUCCAAGUAAAAUGAGACAAUUUCCACACACACAGUUAUAAUGAGCUGCACUUAAAAUUGAGAAAACAACACUAACCGCAUGCAUGGAGACAAUUACAGCUUAGAUUAAUAUCUAUUUUGCAGCAAAUACACUCAGAAUAUGUCUGCUUAUUGCAUUGGCACUGGUCCAUUGGACUAAUGUAUGAAUGUGCUGCUGUGACCCUCUGCAAUGUGCUCAUCCAUAAGGCUAGCUCAUUAUUUACCUAUCAAAGAGACCAUUUCGACCCUCUGCCUUCCUGCUGGCCCUGUUUAUUGUGAUGUUUCAUUGAUAUCCUGACACCAGCCAAAUUAGCCUGUUGUGAGAGGUGUUAGGGAGGCUGGGGGUUGGGACCCAACACUCCUCAUUGAUUUCUUUUUUUCACCUGAGAGUGGAUUUGUCGCCCAGCUGUUAAUGUUUUAUGUUAUAGGUCUCAUACUUGUAUCUGUGUGUUGUUUGUGCCUGGCUUGCAGAGCAGAUGAAGUAUAGGGUUCAUUUCUAUGUGAGACUGGCUAAUGUUCUAGCUACUGCUCCUCCAGCUACUGCUGCCGUCAGCAGCCCGCUUAGUGUUUAAUCAAAGGAGAGUGAAUGACUGUGUGCCGUCGCAGCCGCCUCUCAAUAUCCCCACCUCACCCCUUCUAAUGGAUUGUGAAGGGUGUUUUUGGUCUCCUGGAUGGUAAACAGAUCAGGGUCUUAAAUACCACAUUGAACCAACAUUGAAAUUACCUGUGGAUUUCCAGGAUUAGGAUUUUGCUAGAUCAGCUGUUGAGCUGUUGAAUUUCUAAGAACUUUGAACAUCUGUCAGAAGAAAGAUGUUUUCAGAUGUUUUUAAAGAUUAAAUAACCAAACAUGACUUGUCCCUGAAUUAAUUUGUUUCCUGAAAACCCCAACAUAUUCCUGAUGUGAAAUCCAAUGGUUGUUCCUCUUGCAUUUCCGAUAAUCCCACGUUUCUGGAUUUCCACAGUUUUCCAAGUCCAUGGUGCUAGAUGUUUACAGCGACUAUGUCAAUAACUUCACCAAUGCCAUGGCCCUCAUAAAAAAGGCAUGCAUGUCCAAACCAGCUUUCCUGGAAUUCUUAAAGGUGAGUUACAAAGUAGACUUGUCCAUGUGUUUUUUCUCUCCAAAACACUCUAUUUUUCUUUCAAUACACUCUAACCCACGGUCACAGUCAAUCUUCAGCUACUAUUUAAUUUGGCUCUUAUAAUAUACUAUAUUCUACUGGUGUCUUGAUACUUGGUUAAAAGUGUAGUUGCUUUAUUGUUUCUCUUUCAACUUGAAGGCUUUUCUUUUUUUUGCGAUAUACUGCACUAAUAGAGAAUAUUUAUACUGCACCAAUUAGCAAUUCUCACAUACUGUACAGUACACCUUGUCAAACCUAAAGUCUGACACAGUAAACUGUAUUUAAUGAUGAACCUGUUCGGGUGAUGAUGUCAGUGUAGCACAUUGUGGCUCUGAUUUUCAGCAGUUUUCUAUUCAUACACAGCAGUAGGACUUCACUCCCUGUGUUAUGACCUACACCCACACUCAUAUACUGUACGCUGACCACCUCCACUUACUCAUUCUCUAAUGACGAGCACAGCCACCAGAGUCUGUUUCUCCACACCUUACUAACCUAAACUCACUCCUACUCCCACACUCCUAAACUCUAUAUAUCUUCCUCCUUUGAAUAAGCACUAAAGGUGUCUUUCUCUUAGUGUAUUGAUUAUCUCCUGACUGUACUAUGCUAUGUUGUUUAUGUAAACCUACUUGUCCUGUGUUGUGUAGAAGAAGCAGGCGUCCAGUAUUGAUCGCAUCACCCUGUACGGCCUCAUGGUGAAGCCCAUCCAACGCUUUCCCCAGUUCAUCCUAUUACUGCAGGUAUAUGCCUUUACCAGCACCGUCAUCACUGCUAACAGUGACUAGAUAAUGUCAUAUUAGAAAACAUAAAAGAUAAACAAUCUGAGAUUUACAUCAGAAUGUUUUAUACACCUAAUCAAGAGUUCUGCGCAUGGCAUGAUUUGUAUUUGUAUUUAUUAUGGAUCCCCAUCAGCUGCUGCCAAGUCAGCAGCUACUCUUACUGGGGUCCAGCAAAAUUAAGGCAGUUUAUACAAGUUUAAAAACAUUACAACACAUUCACAGAUUUCACAACAUACUGUGUGCCCUCAGGCCCCUACUCCACCACUACCACAUAUCUACAGUACAAAACCCAUGUGUACGUGUGUGUAUAGUGCAUAUGUUAUCGUGUGUGUGUAUGCAUGUGUCUGUGCCUAUGUUUGUGUUGCUUCACAGUCCCUGCUGUUCCAUAAGGUGUUUUUUUUAAAUCUGUUUUUUAAAACUAAUUUUACUGCUUGCAUCAUUUACUUGAUGUGGAAAAGAGUUCCAUAUAGUCAUGGCUCUAUGUAGUACUGUGCUCCUCCCAUAGUCUGUUCUGGACUUGGGGACUGUGAAGAGACCUCUUGUGGCAUGUCUUGUGGGGUAUGCAUGGGUGUCCGAGCUGUGCGCCAGUAGUUCAAACAGACAGCUCGGUGCAUUCAACAUGUCAAUACCUCUCAUAAAUACAUGUAAUGAUGUAGUCAAUCGCUCCUCCACUUUGAGCCAGGAGAGAUUGAAAUGCAUUUUAUUAUUAUUAGCUCUCUGUGUACAUCCAAGGGCCAGCCGUGCUGCCCUGUUCUGAGCCAAUUGCAAUUUUCCUAAGUCCUUUUUUGUGGCACCUGACCACACGACUGAACAGUAGUCCAGGUGUGACAACACUAGGGCCUGUAGGACCUGCCUUGUUGAUAGUGCUGUUAAGAAGGUAGAGCAGCGCUUUAUUAUGGACAUACUUCUUCCCAUCUUAGCUACUGUAGUAUCAAUAUUUGUAGUUUUGACCAUGACAGUUUACAAUCCAGGGUUACUCCAAGCAGUUUAGUCACCUCAACUUGCUCAAUUUCCACAUUAUUGUCACGUUCGUUUAUAGACGGGACGGACCAAGGCGCAGCGUGAUAUGCAUACAUGUUUAUUUAUACUGAAUAAACACCACGACAAAACAACAAAUGAAACGAAACGUGAAGUCCAAGGUAGACAAACAACAUACCUCACACGGAACAAGAUCCCACAACCCACUAGUGCCAAUAGGCUGCCUAAGUAUGGUCCCCAAUCAGAGACAACGAGCGACAGCUGCCUCUGAUUGGGAACCACACCGGCCAACAUAGAUCUAGACAUACUAGAACUAAACAUAGAAAAUACAACAUAGAAAAACACAACAAGGAAUAUACACACCCUGACUCAACAUAUAAGCGUCCUCUGAGUCAGGGCGUGACAAUUAUUUAUUACAAGAUUUAGUUGAGGUUUAGGGUUUAGUGAAUGAUUUGUCCCAAAUACAAUGCUUUUAGUUUUAGAAAUAUUUAGGACUAACUUUUUGUUAAGUGUUGCAGUAAUUUCAGUCGCUGUAGUAGCUGACAUGUAUAGUGUUGAGUCAUCCACAUACAUAGACACUCUGGCUUUACUCAAAGCUGUCACGAUCGUUGAACGGAGUAGACCAAGGCGCAGCGUGAUGAGCGAACAUACUUUAUUAUCUUUAGUGAUAACAAGAACAAAACAACAAACGAUAACGACACGUGAAGUCCUUGGCUACAAAAUACAACCAACACGGAACAAACCAAAAGGAACAAGAUCCCACCACUACUGUGGGAAAACAGCCUGUUUAAAUGUGGUUCCCAAUCAGAGACAACCAGCCACAGCUGACACUCGUUGCCUCUGAUUGAGAACCACACUGGCCAACAUAGAAAUAGAACAACUAGAAAUAUCAACACAGAACACAAACACAUAGAAUCUACACACCCUGGCUCAACAUAUAGAGUCCCCAGAGCCAGGGUGUGACAAAAGCCAGUGGCAUGUCAUUAGUAAAGAUUGAAAACAGUAAUGGGCCUAGACAGCUGCCCUGGGGAAUUCCUGAUUCUACCUGGAUUAUGUUGGAGAGGCUUCCAUUAAAGAACACCCUCUGUGUUCUGUUAGACAGGUAACUCUUUAUCCACAAUAUAGCAGGGGGUGUAAAGCCAUAACACAUACGUUUUUCCAGCAGCAGACUAUGAUCGAUAAUGUCAAAAGCCGCACUGAAGUCUAACAAAACAGCCCCCACAAUCUUUUUAUCAUUAAUUUCUCUCAGCCAAUCAUCAGUCAUUUGGGUAAGUGCUUGUUGAAUGUCCUUCCCUAUAAGCAUGCUGAAAGUUUGUUGUCAAUUUCUUUACUGUAAAAAAGCAUUGUAUCUGGUCAAACACAAUUUUUUCCAAAAGUUUACUAAGGGUUGGUAACAGGCUGAUUGGUCAGCUAUUUAAGCAAGUAAAGGGGGCUUUACUAUUCUUAGGUAGCGGAAUGACUUUUGCUUCCCUCCAAGCCCGGGGGCACACACAUUCUAGUAGGCUUAAAUUGAAAAUAUGGCAAUUAGGAGUGGCAAUAUCGUCCGCUAUUAUCCUCAGUAAUUUUCCAUCCAAGUUGUCAGACCCCGGUGGCUUGUCAUUGUUGAUAGACAACAAUACUUUUUUCACCUCCAUAUUUAUAUUCCAUAUUCACUUUACGGAAUUCAAAAUUACAAUGCUUGUCUUUCAUAAUUUGGUCAGAUAUACUUGGAUAUGUAGUGUCAGCGUUUGUUGUUGGCAUGUCAUGCCUAAGUUUGCUAAUCUUGCCAAUUAAAAAAUCAUUAAAGUAGUUGGCAAUAUCAGUAGGUUUUGUGAUGAGUGAGCCAUCUGAUUCAAUAAAUGGAGCUGAGUUUGUCUUUUUCACAAAAAUGUAAUUUAAUGUGCUCCGAAGCUUUUUACUCUCAUUAUUUGUUUCAUAGUUUAGUUUCUUCUUCUUUUUAUUCAGUUUAGUCACAUGAUUUGCAAUAAAUUUGCCAAUCGGUUGUGCAGCCAGACUUACUUGCCAUUCAUUUAGCCUCAUCCCUCUCAACCAUAAAAUGUUUAAAUUCCUCAUCAAUCCACGGGGAUUUAACAGUUUUUACCGUCAUUUUCUUAAAUGGGUGCAUGCCUAUUAGUAACUGGAAUAAGCAAUUUCAUAAAUGUGUCAAGUUCAGUGUCUGUUUGCUCCUCAUUACACACCACAGACCAACAAAUAUUAUUUACAUCAACAGCAUAGGAAUCACUACAAAACGUAUUGUAUGACCUCUUAUACACUAUAUUAGGCCCAGCCUUUGGAACUUUGGUUUUCCUAGAUAUGGCUACAAUAUUGUGAUCACUACAUCCGAUGGAUCUGGAUUCUGCUUCAAGCUAAUUUCUGCAGCAUUAGUAAAGAUGUGAUCAAUACAUGUUGAUGAUUUCAUUCCUGUGCUGUUUGUAACUAUCCUGGUAGUUUGACUGAUAACCUGAACCAGGUUGCAGGCAAUGGUUACAGUUUGAAGCUUUUUCUUGAGUGGGCAGCUUGAUGAAAGCCAGUCAAUAUUUAAAUCACCCAGAAAAUAUACCUCUCUGUGGAUAUCACAUACAUUAUCAAGCAUUUCACACGUUAUCCAGAUACUGACUGUUAGCACUUGGUGGUCUAUAGCAGCUUCCCACCAGAAUGGGCUUUAGGUGAGGCAGAUGAACCUGUAGCCAUAUUACUUCAACAAUAUUUAACAUGAGAUCCUCUCUAAUCUUUACAGGAAUGUGGUUCUGAAUAUAAACAGCAACACCUCCACCAUUGGCAUUUCUAUAUUUUCUGUAAAUGUCAUAACCUUCUAUUGCUACCACUGUAUCAUCAAAUAUAUUAUCUAAGUGAGUUUCAGAGAUAGUCAGAAUAUGAAUGUCAUCUGUUACUAGCAAAUUAAUGAUUUCAAGAACCUUGUUUCUUAAGCUACAUAUGUUAACGUGGGCUAUUUUGAGCACUUUUCUUCUGGGAUGCUUACUUGUUUUUAUUGCUUUUCUGGGAAGCGUAGCAGCAGUAGAUGUGCUCAUGUUAUUUAUGUUAGUGCAGGGUGAGCUGCACACUGUACAUUGGGCAGUUGAAAUCUACUAUAGUAACAUUUUCUAAAUCAAACACCAGGCAUGGCUCUACUUAGGGCUGCCAAGUGCAUAACCAUAUUAGCUUUUCAUGCAGUCAGCUCCUUUUUCUUCCUUUACUCUUCCUCUCUCAAGAUUGUGUGUGCGAAGAUUUUGAUUUGAACUUGCGUACUGGAACUGCAGUACCUCAUUUCAUCCCUCAGUAGGCAUCGAUUAGCCAUGAAUUCAAAGAUAAGUUAUGAAUAUGAAUUAGGCGUUUUCCUCUUGCCUAAAACUCAAGACUCCGGAGAGGGAGUGUCUGUGUUAAAUCAUACAUUACACAGGGAACUAAAUUUAAAGCACUUAAACCCUUCUGGGACUCACACACAGAAUACAAGGACAUAUUUCUGCAGGUCCACAAGCACACACAGUUGCAGGUAAGCCAGACACACACACAGAUCUGUGAUGAAACUCAAUGGAUUUCUUAAAUAAAUAUGAAAAUGUAAAUUAUGGGGUUUUACAUUGCUCUGGGCGUUCCACACAGAAACACGUGCACACACACAAACCAACACCUAUUCACUUUAUUUAGUGUUUGUUUCUGUGUUUGUUUAGGACAUGCUGAAGAACACACCUAAGGGUCACGUAGAUCGCCUGCCUCUGCAGCUGGCUCUGACUGAACUGGAGAUGCUGGCUGAGAAGCUGAAUGAACAGAAGCGUGUGGCCGACCAAAUAGCUGAGACUCAGCAGCUAGCACGCAGUGUCAGCGACCGCUCGCUCAGCAAGGUGAACGAACCACUGCAAUACACAUGGAUACACACUUGCACACACACAGAAAGCACAUGCAUGGCAUAGCACGCACACACAUGCAUGCACGCUUGCACACACACACACACACACACACACACACACACACACACACACACACACACACACACACACACACACACACACAGUAAUCAACCUGCUCACUAUGUGGCUCAACCCCAGAGCCCUUCCUCUACCUCCACUGUGUUAUCAGCAUGAGCCAAACAUCUAUGCAUUAGGCUAUAUAGCCAUCACUUACAUUACCUUCCCAGACAUUAGUCUAGGAAAGCCUUUUUAUUUAGAAAAAUCAUUGCCCAGAAAUGAUGCCCAUUAUCGCCCCUGAACAGCAUCCAAACACCACGGCAGGGGCGUUCCUUCUCCAUUACCACACUGGAAUUACAGUCUAGACGCUGCAAAUCUGAACAAAUGCAUUUCUGAAUAAGAGGAAUUAGGGGGUAAAUGAGACAUUUAAUUGGAAACCGUGAGAGAGUUAUCUCUCCCCAGUCUCUCGCCUUCUCCUUUCCCUCUCGUUUCCACCCCCCCUCCUUUCCUGCUGCUGUUCUUUUCUUCCCUCUCCAUCUCUUUCUCAUUCUUCCUCGCUCUCUCUCUUUCUCACCACCCGCAGCCCAGCAUCUCCCACUCUCCCUCUCCCUCCCUCUGUCCCUCCUUCGCUCUCUUUCUUUCUACUGUUCCAUGGUGGUGAAUUUUCCAGAGCCCUGAGAUGAGCUGAUUCGGCCAAUCUCGUCUGCUCCACACAUAAUUCCAUUUAUUGCGGUGAGACUGCAGAAUUGCAAUAGGAAGCAGCUCUCUUCCAUAACCCCAUAACCGUCUAAUGAAAUAUGAAUUAUUUGUCUCUAAGUAUCUAAGUCAGUGGAAUAGGGGAGAUAACACUGUUAGUGGGAACAGGUUGAGGUUUCUGUUUUACUCUAUCUCUCAGACACACGCUCACACAAAACAGUCACUCAUGGACACACGGUUGACACUUUGGACAUUUCUGAGGGGCCCUUCCAUAACUUACAUCUGUCUGCCUCUUGAGGGUGCUGUAGUUCUGUGAUCAUAGAUGACAGGCUACUGUUUGACUAAUGACUCAUUUCAUAGCCAUCUGAACAAAUGCCAAGCAAUGUUACUGAUUCCCCACAGAUAUAAUAAUCAAUUUUGUGAGAUGUGAUGGGAUGUAGAACACUGUGCAUUGUAAUAUGGACAGAACACAAAUUCAUUAUUCAUAAAAUUGUGAUUAUAUGGAACAAACAUAAACAUUAAAGUGGGACACAGUAUCUGAGCUGCAUAUUUGUACUUUACCAUCCAUUCAGUCUUUGGGCUUUACUGUUGUUGUAAUUAUUAUUUUUUCAGAAGAUUGUUUUAGAAUUCAUAAAACUGACUGUAUUGAUUCAGCUGGACAUAAAAAGUUACCGGAACAUGUCAUAAAACUACAUCCUAUUAUAUUACCCUUUGCCAUGCAGGAAAGUAUGCCUUGUGUGUUUUCACAUACUGUAGCAUACAGCAACAUUUCUGUGAAUAUUUCCAUUUGUGAGUGUGUGUGUGUGUUAGCGUGUGAAUGUGUUCUGUGUGCCCUGACUGCACAAACCUACCUUGAUCUGCUACUGAUUCCCAAUGAAAUACUCACUUAACCAGACUUUAGCCUGCCUGCUGUGCUCCUUAGCAAUUGAACUGAAACCCUGGGGAAUUGGCCCUUUGUGAUGUGUCUUUUGAGACAGUGUCCUGAUUGCUCUGUCCCUUUAGCAACUGAACUCAGACCAGGGGUCGCUGGUGCUUUGUGAGACGUUGAUUGAGACGGUGUACGGGGAGCGAGGCCAGAUCCUGAAGUCUAAGGAGCGCAAAGUCUUCCUCUUCAAUGACAUACUCAUCUGUGCCAACAUCAACGUCAAGUAAGUGGUGGGUUGUUCCACCUCAAAAAGCACAAGAAAGAGGAUUUUGACACCCACUAUGUCAGAUUUUUCUGAAAUCGUUUCUGUGGUUAGAAACAGAUAAGAUUAGCAUUCCUGCAACAUUAUUGUGUUGAAAUAUAAUUUUAUCUCUGAGAAAUUAAGCUAGUUGAUUGCACCCAAAUUGGCGAUUUUAAAUGAUAGAAUUCAUAUAAUAUUCAAUAAAUAUAAUACAUAACAUCAGAUUUCGACCCGAAAUAAAUCUAACAAUGAGUAAGACAUGAGGAUUCCAAAGAAAUGGUCAAAAGCCACUCACAGACCCCCCACAACCACAUGCCAAUCCCAACCCAACAACGAGUACACAGUAUCAGUUCUCUAUGUUUGACACGUAGUAUGGAGCUGCAGUUCAGAGUAUUGUUUCUUCAUCCUAUGUAAUGCAUUCUCAGUGAAUUUGGGGAUGUUUUUUUCCCUCCACUGUUCAGAGAAAUGAGUCAUUUAAGUUUUUAGGUUUAUAUCCCAUCCUACAUUCUGAUAUUACCAGAUUCGGACCACUAGAUGGUGGUGUUCCUGCUAUUAGAUUAUAAAAAAAAAAAAAUCCACCCUCCCCCUGAAUGUUAAAGGAAUAGUUCACCCAAAUUACAAAAUGACAUAUUGGUUUCCAAUGCAAGUCAAUGCAAGUCAAUGGUACCUAUAUUAGCAUUUUCAUGCUUCAUGUUCAAAUCAUCCUAAAUUAUCUAAAAAUGUAUUGUGUAACUCAAUUAUUGUUACUUGUGAAAAUGCUGAUAUAGGUGCCAUUGACUUGCAUUUUAAACGGUGGCCAGGUAAACACAACCAAAGCAUGGGUUGCUGUCGUACAUUGUCCAUAGACUGCUUACAGGGUAAGGAAACCAAUUUGUCAUUUUGGGAUUCUUAAAAAAAAUAUCACCUAAUAGCAGGAACAGCACCAUCUAGUGAUCAGAACCUGGUAAUAUCAGGAUGUAGGAUGAGACAUAAACCUAUCAACUAAAAUGACUAAUUUCUCUGAACAGGGGGAAAAAACAUUACCAAAUUCACUGAGAAUGCAUGACAUACUUCAGAAAAUAUUAACACCCCUUGACUUUUUCCACAUUUUGUUGUGUUACAGCCUGAAUUUAAAAUUUAUAAAAUAUAAAGUUGUGUCACUGGCCUAUACACAAUACCCCAUAAUGUGAAAGUGGAAUAAUUUAAUUCGAAAUUUUUACUAAUUAAUUGUAAAUGAAAAGCUGAAAUGUCUUGAGUCAAUAAGUAUUCAACCCCUUUGUUAUGGCAAGCAUAAAUAAGUUCAGGAAUUACAAUUUGCUUAACAAGUCACAUUAUAAGUUGCAUGGACUCUGUGAGCAAUAAUAGUGUUUAACAUGAUUUUUGAAUGACUACCUAAUUUCUGUACCCCACACACACAUACAAUUAUCUGUAAGGUUCCUCAGUCGAGCAGUGAAUUUCAAACACAGGUUCAACCACAAAGACCAGGGAGGUUUUCCAAUGUCUCGCAAAAAGGGCACCUAUUGGUUGAUGGGUAAAAAAAAAGCAGACAUUGAAUAUCCCUUUGAGCAAGGUAAAGUUAUUAAUUACACUUUGGAUGGUGCAUCAAUACACCCAGUCACUACAAAGUUACAGGCGUCCUUCCUAACUCAGUUGCCAGAGGGAAAGGAAACAUCUCAGGGAUUUCACCAUGAGGCCAAUGGUGACUUCAAAACAGUUACAGAGUUUAAUGGCUGUGAUAGGAGAAAACUGAGAAUGGAUCAACAACAUUGUAGUUACAACACAACACUAACCUAAAUGACAGAGUAAAAAGAAGGAAGCCUGUACAGAAUAAAACAUAUUCCAAAACAUGCGUCCUGUUUGCAAUAAGGCACUAAAGGAAAACAGCAAAAAAAAGUGGCAAAGAAAUUAACUUUAUGUCCUGAAUACAAAGUGUUAUGUUUGGGGCAAAUCCAACACAACACAUCACUGAGUACCACGCUUCAAAUUUUCAAGCAUGGUGGUGGCUGCACCAUGUUAUAGGUAUGCUUGUCAUCGGCAAGGACUAAGGAGUUUUUUAGGAUAAAAAGAAACGGAAUAGAGCUAAGCACAGGCAAAAUCCUAGAGGAAAACCUGGUUCAGUCUGCUUUCUAACAGACACUGUGAGACAAAUUCACCUUUCAGCAGGACAAUAAUCUAAAACACAAGAAUAAAUAUACACUGGAGUUGCUUAUGAAGAUGACAUUGAAUGUUCCUGAGUGGCCUAGUUACAGUUUUGACUUAUAUCCUCUUGAAAAUCUAUGGCAAGACUAAAAAUUGCUGUCUAGCAAUGAUCAACAACCAACUUGACAGAGCUUGAAUAAUUUAAAAAAGAAUAACGUGUAAAUAUUGUACAAUCUAGGUGUGCAAAGCUCUGAGAGACUUACCCAGAAAGACUCAUAGUUGUUAUCGCUGCCAAAGGUGAUUCUAACAUGUAUUGACUCAGAGAUGUGAAUACUUACUGUCACGAUCGUUAACAUAAGAUACGGACCAAGGCGCAGCGUGAUAAGCGUACAUUUUAUUAAGUACUUAACACAACACAAAACAACAAACAAUACGUGAAGUCCUAGGUUACACAAAACAAACCUUUACAGAACAAGAUCCCACACCGACUAGUGCCAAACAGGCUGCCUAAGUAUGGUCCCCAAUCAGAGACAACGAGAUACAGCUGCCUCUGAUUGGGAACCACCCUGGCCAACAUAGAUCUAAACGAUCUAGCACAUCAACAUAGAAAAUAUAACACAGAAACUACACACCCUGGCUCAACAUUUCAGAGUCCCCAGAGCCAGGGCGUGACAGUACCCCCCCCCCCCCCAAAGGCGUGGACUGCGACCGCGCCACACAAACACAACAGGGUAGGGGCCGGGUGGGCGGAUCCGGCUUCGGGCGUGACCACCACUUUCUCUCCACCUCCCCGUUGCGCCCCUGAUCUGGUCUGGCACCGCUAACUGGAACUGGAGCUGGACCCGACGACGGUGGAUCAAACCGUACAGGCUCCGGACUGGAGCCGCUGGCCGGAGCUGGACUGGACACCGGUGGAGCGGAUUGCUCUGGCUCCGGAGUGGAUCCGCUGACUGGAGUUGGACCGGACCCCGGUGGAGCGGAUUGCUCUGGCUCCGGAGUGGAGCAGCUGACCGGUGCCGGACAAGGCACCGGUGGAACAGGCACGGGCCGUGCCGGACUGGACACACGCACCGCUGGCUUGGUACGGGGAGCAGGAACGGGCCGGACCGGGCUGACGAUGCGCACCACUGGCUUGGUGCGGGGAGCAGGAACGGGCAGGACCGGGCUGACGACGUGCACCACUGUCUUGGUGCGAGGGGCAGGAACAGGCCGGACCGGGCUGGCGACGAGGGGCAGGAACAGGCCGGACCGGGCUGGCGACGCGCACCACUGGCUUGGUGCGAGGGGCAGGAACAGGCCGGACCGGGCUGGCGACGCGCACCACUGGCUUGGUGCGAGGGGCAGGAACAGGCCGGACCGGGCUGGCGACGCGCACCACUGGCUUGGCGCGAGGGACAGGAACAGGCCGGACCGGGCUGGCGACGCGCACCACUGGCUUGGCGCGAGGGACAGGAACAGGCCGGACCGGACUGGGAACACGCACCACUGGCUUGGUGCGGGGAGCAGGAACAGGCCGGGCUGGACUGGGAACACGCACCACUGGCUUGGUGCGGGGAGCCAGAACGGGCCGGACUGUGGAGGCGGACUGGAGGUCUGGAGCGGAGAGCUGACACAACCCGUCCUGGCUGAAUGCCUACUUCCACACAAUACGUGUGAGGCAUCAGCACAGGACGUACGGGGCUGUGCACUCGUACUGGCGCUACAGCACGUGGCACUGGCGCAGGAUAUACAGGACCGAGGAGGCGUACUGGAGACCACGAGCAUUGAGCCGGCACACCCCGUCCUGGCUGAAUGCCCAUCUUUGCACGACACGUGCGUGGUGCUAGCACAGGACGUACAGGACUGUGCCGGAACACUCGCGGCACAGUACGUGGCUCCGCAUAACACGGAGCCUGCCCAGUCACACGCUUCCUAGCCUGAGUACGGGGAGUUGGCUCUGCUCUAACCCUAGGCUCCGCCAACCACCCUUUUAGCCCCCCCAACAUUUUUUAUUGGGGCUGUCUCUCGGGCUUCCUCCUCGGCCGGUACCCUCUGCGUUGCCGCUGCUCCUCUCUAUAGCGCGCCUCCACAGUCUCCUCCCAAGGACGGCGAUCCAUUCCGAAGUGAAUCUCCUCCCAAGUCCAGGAUCCCUUCCCGUCCAGGAUCUCCUCCCAGGUCCAGGCUGUCUGUUCCUGGACACGCUGCUUGGUCCUCUUUUGGUGGGAUCUUCUGUCACGAUCGUUAACGGAAGAUACGGACCAAGGCGCAGCGUGAUAAGCGUACAUUUUAUUUAGUACUUAACAUGACACAAAACAACAAACACACAAUAUGUGAAGUCCUAGGUUACACAAAACAAACCUUUACGGAACAAGAUCCCACACUGACUAGUGCCAAACAGGCUGCCUAAGUAUGGUCCCCAAUCAGAGACAACGAGAUACAGCUGCCUCUGAUUGGGAACCACACUGGCCAACAUAGAUCUAAACGAUCUAGCACAUCAACAUAGAAAAUAUAACACAAAAACUACACACCCUGGCUCAACAUUUCAGAGUCCCCAGAGCCAGGGCGUGACAACUUACAAUAUGUACAUUUGAUAUUUCGGUAUUUCAUUAUGGUGUAUUGUGUGUAGAUGGGUGAGAUUUAUUUAUUUUUAAAUCCAUUUUGAAUUCAGGCUCUGUAACACAACAAAACGUGGAAUAAGUCAAAGGGAAUGGAUACUUUCCGAAGGUGUCUCCGUAGAGUAGAGUAAAUUCUGCUAAACAGCUCUUCAAUCUAAAUACACAAACACCUUCCCAGCGCCACAGCAGCAGCAACACGAGGCUCAGCCUACAAGGCUUUGCAGGGAUAUAUUUAGGCAAAAUGCAUAGCAAAGAGUAAUACAGUGUUCUCUAGCACUAUCUGGAGUUACCAGAGCUUUAUCAGCUUUUAACAAAUGUCAGGCAGCUUAACUAGAGCAACAGGAGUCCUAGAUUACUGACAUAACAUAUUUCUUGGUCCCUCUCCAAUUUAUCCUCUAUGACAGCGCCAUUGAUCACAUCUUCUCAGAGCUAUAGGUAAACAGGAAAGAUGUUCCUCUAUUUGCAAAGCUCCUGUCUGAGACGUUCAUACCUCAAAGCUCUCUUGUUCAGCCUUCAAAGUAAUUAUCACCCCAUGUUUUGUUCAACUUGAUUCCCCUGAAGUUGACUUUGCCUGCCCUCUAGAAUCUUGACAAACUGAUCACAAUGUUGAUUGUGUGCUUGAUUACAGGAAUAUAUGAAUAUAAAAUGAACGCUGCUCACAGCCGGGGGUCCUGCUUUCUGCCGUGAACACAGCUGAUCAGACGGAUUCUAAUUCUGCUCCCCAGCUAUUUUUGUGAUAAUUCAAAGAAUGACACCUCAGUUCUCCUCCUGUUGGUGGUUUGGGAUUAGUGCUUCUGUUAGGAGGAGCGGGACGCUGGGAAGAGCUUUGAUUUAACUUGUUUUCUUAUUUUUUUCCAUCACCAGGGGCCUCCCUGAUAUCAGCAGCCUGGUCCCUGUUGGUCCUAAGUACACCAUGAAGUGGAGCGCCCCCCUGCUGCAGGUCCAGGUGGUGGAGGUGGGUCAGGAGGCCUCCCAGGCCAAGGAAACCUUGUUCCAGCAUGGCGGUGCCAAGCACCCUGGCAGUGCCUGUCCCCCAGGUUGGUAAACCUCCUGAGUCAUCCAUCCAUGACCUCUCUAUCCCUGUUCAUCAUCUCCUACAUGUAGUCCAGUUAAUCUCAUCACUUGGCCAGACUCCUAGUCUCAGCCCUGUGGUCUGAUUCAGCACAGCCCUCUAAUCUGUUUCCUACUGUGAACUGUCCCAGUGAAUUCUGGUGACACAGCGCUGUCACUCUGAUUGAGGAUGUGUUUGUGAAAAAAAUUGCGAUGAUGGAAAACAUAGCCGCACCCUCCACAGUCUCAUUUCACUCUCUGAUAGACCACAAACAUAUCUGGAGUGGUGUCAUCAAUCUGCAGAGAUUAUUCCCUUCCUCUCCAGCUCCAAUUAGAGAAGCAGCAGCACUAGAUAGGAAUCGAAUGGUGCAACAGUCCUUUUCCCACAAAACUCUGUUGUGCGUACAGCUUGGUGGAGAGAUCCCUGAUAAAUGUGCCAUGGGAAGGAGGAGAUACAAAGCCUUAUCAGGAUGUAAUGGAACAGCCUUUUAAAGUUGGAGCUCCAUGACUUCAAUAUUAAUGGCGACUUUUACAGUAGCGUCUGACCGUGUCACGCUCAGCGAACAGCAACAGUUUAACAAGGAGGCCAAGAUUAGGCUUAGAUUCUCUGAAGAUUAAGCCUUACAGUCUUAUAAGUGUACUGCAACACUGUGAGAUCAUUUAACGGUACAUUUAAAGGUAUAUCACUCUCUCUCUCUCUUUUCCCAGUCUUUUACUAGCCUGUCAUGUGUUUGAAAAGCUAUGGUUGAUUUGAGAUUUUAGCACUGGCCCAAUGCAAGCCAUUCCCUUAAUCAUGCCUUUCCAGGAAUCUUCCUCUGUGCAUCUGUUGAAUUACUUUCCAGCCUGCCAGUCACACAGACUGGCCCGUCUAUUUAUAGUUCCCCGUCCCCUGUGAUGUCAUUCGGCGAGGUGUCCUGCCUAAAUCCCACGCUCCCACGGCUUGGAGAGAAAUUGACUAAUUUUUCAUCUCUGGCCCUGGUGCCCUCCUUUAUUGAUGGAGAAGGCUGGCCUUCUGAGAACUACAGGGAUCUCUCAAUUCUCUCUCUCUCCUCUCCUCUCUCUCUCUUAGCUUCUCCCGCCCCAUUACAGACUUAUUAUUGUCCCACAUGUUUUAUACUGACACUGAAAUGAGAAUGCAAUGCUGCACUUACAUGCAGUGAGCUGGUGUGCAGGUUCGGAUGGGGAUUAGUCUAUGGUUUUGGUGCAUAUUUGGACCAAUGACUGUAUAUAUUGGGGAUUUGGAAGCAGUGGCUGCUGUAAAUUCCCUCAGGUUAGUUCCCAGAGCUGGAUGCAGCACCAGCUGGACUAUAGGUUGAGGAUGGAUAUUCCUGCUGGCUGUUGUUACAUGAGGUGGCUGCCCUUGGAAGGAUGGGCAGGGGCCCCUGUGGGCUCAGCCCUGCCUUGCUGCUACGUGCCCGGCGGCCACUGUGAAUAACCUUGUCUGAGUGUGAAAACCAAUCCUGCCACACCAACGGGAUUACGCUGGAUUACAACUCAGCACAUUCACCUCCGGGGCUGAGGCCAACUCCAGGCGGGCGGGGACACAACGGACCUGUGUGCCAGCGCAUCCCAAUGCCUCACAGAUACAGGGAAGCCAUUGUGUACAGAAGCUCAUGGCAGGCACACCUCUUUAUAUUCAGAUGUCUGCUAUUGAUCGUGUCUCACAGAUGACAGAUGUCUGUGCCCGUCCAUGUCAGAGAUCCCAUUAAAUCCCCAAAGGUUACAAAGGCUCUCUUUAAGAGAACAAUACUUGCCUCUCUCUGCUCUCGCUGGGGGUUGGAGAAUGUGAAGACAGUAUGCUCCCAAGUCGAUUGGUAAAUCUCACGUCUAAUGAGACUCCUGCAUUCCUUUUGCCGGGAAAAAGGGCGUCAUAUUAGCUCCAAAUGGCCACGUUUCUCUAUCUGCUUUUUAGUUAUACAUUCAGACUCCAGACUACAUUCAGACCAUUCAACAAAUAACGGCAGCGAUCGAUCCAUCACACAUUGAGCUCCUUUGUUAGUGGAAAUUCAAGUUUUCUUUUAUCACUUCUACUAGUGAUUGUAGUUCAGGAAUGUAAAGAAUUACAGUUCUAUUGGGGAUUGCAAUAGUUGUUUGACCUUGAGCUCUUACAAGGCCCUCCCUUGCCCUCCCUUUGGCAAAUCAGACCAUAAUUUUAUCCUCCUGUUUACAAGCAAAAACUCAAACAGGAAGUAAGAGUGAUGUGCUCAAUACAGAAGUGGUCUGAUGAAGCCGAUGCUAAGCUACAGGAAUGUUUUGCUAGCACAGACUGGAAUAUAUGCCAUGGAUUUAUCCAAUAACAUGUAUGAGUUUACGAACAGUCACCGGCUUCAUUAAUAAGUGCAUCAACAACGUCAUCCCCACAGUGACCAUACGUACAUACCCCAACCAGAAGCCAUGGAUUACAACAACAUCCGCACUGAGCUAAAGGCCAGAGCUGCUGCCUUCAAGGAGCGGGACACUAAUCCGGAAUCAUAUAAAAAAAUCCCGCUACGGCCUCCGACAAGCCAUCAAACAGGCAAAACUUCAAUACAAGACUAAGAUCGAAUCCUACUACGCUGGCUCUGAUGCUCAACGGAAGUAGCAGAGUUUGUAAACUAUCAUAAGAUUACAAUGGGAAACCCAGCCACGAAAAAGCCCAGCAAUGCAAACAUACCAGACAAGUUAAAUGCAUUCUAUGUUCGCUUCAAGGCAAAUAACACGGAACCAUGCACGAGCGCACCAGCUGUUCCAGACGACUGUGUGAUCUUGCUCUUCGUAGCUGAUGUGAGUAAGCCCUUUAAACAGGUUAACAUUCACAAGGCUGCGGGUCCAAACGGAAUACCAGGACGCAAACUCAGAGAAUGCGCUGACCACCUGGCAAGUGUCUUCACUGACAUUUAUAACCUUUCCCUGACCCGGUCUGUAAUACCAACUUGUUUCAAGCAGACCACCAUAGUCCCCGUGCCCAAGAACGCCAAGGUAACCUGCCUAAAUGACUAUCUUCCCGUAACACUCACAUCUAUAGCCAUGAAAUGCUUUGAAAGGCUGGUCAUGGCUCACAUCAACACCAUCAUCCCAGACACCCUGGACCCACUCCAAUUCACAUACCACCCCAACAGAUCCACAGAUGGUGCAAUCUCUAUUGUACUUCACACUGCCCUCACCCACCUGGACAAAAGGAAUACCUAUGUAAGAAUGCUGUUCAUUGACUACAGCUCAGCAUUCAACACCAUAGUCCUCUCCAAGUUCAUCACCAAGCUCAGGAACCUGGGACUGAACACCUCCUUCUGAUCCUGGACUUCCUGAGGGUAGGCAACAACACAUCUGCCACACUGACUAUCAACAUGGGGCCCCUCUGGGGUGUGUGCUUAGUCCCCUCCUGUAUUCCCUGUUCACCCACGACUGUGUGGCCGCACACGACUCCAACACCAUCAUCAAGUUUGCUGAUGACACGACGGUGGUAGGCCUGAUCACCGACGAAGAUGUGGCAGCCUAUAGGGAGGAGGUCAGAAAAACCUCUCCCUUAAUGUCAGCAAAACAAAGGAGCUGAUCAUGGACUACAGGAAACAGAGGGGCAAGCAUGCCCCCAUCCAUAUCGAUGGGGCUGUAGUGGAGCAGGGUGAGAGCUUCAAGUUCCAUGGUGUCCACAUCACUACGGAAUUAACAUUGUCCACACACUCCCACACAGUUGUGAAGAGGGCAAGACAGCACCUCUUCCACCUCAGGAGGCUGAAAAGAUUUGGAAAAGGCCCUCAGAUCCUCAAAAAGUUAUACAGCUGCACUAUUGAGAGCAUCUUGACUGGCUGCAUCACCACUUGGUACGGCAACUGCAAGGCACCUGACUGUAAGGCGCUACAGAGAGUGGUGCGUACGGCCCAGUACAUCACUGGGGACGAGUUCCCUGCCAUACAGGACCUCUAUACCAGGCGGUGUCAGAGGAAGGCCCUAAACAUUGUCAAAGACUCCAGCCACCCAAGCCAUACACUGUUCUCUCUGCUACCGCACGGCAAGUGGUACCAGUGCACCAAGUCUGGAACCAACAGGACCCACACUGGACUCUAACCACACACUCACACACCAACACACACAUACACACACUACAUAUACCCACACACACACACGCUGCUGUCUAUUAUAUAUCCUGUUGCCUAGUCACUUUACCCCAUAGUUAUAUGUACAUAGCUACCUCAAUUACCUCAAACUUCUGCACAUCGACUUGAUACUGGUACUCCCUGUAUAUAGCCAUGUUUAAAAAAAACGUGUUAUUGUUAUUCGUUAUUCACUGUGUAUUCAUUCCUAGUGUCACAAUUUCUAUCUUUAACUCUGCGUUGUUGGAAAAGGACCUGUAAGCAUUUCACUGUUAGUCUACACCUGUUGUUUACAAAGCAUGUGACAAAUAACAUUUGAUUUGAUGUUAAUGGUGUAACCUGUUGAUGUGUGUACUGUGUUGUGCCAUGUUGUGUGUUGUCCACAGGGAAGGUAAUCCUGGGUCCUCCUCGGCUCUACCAGGAGCUCCAGGAGCUGCAGCAUGACCUGUCUGUGGUGGACGAGAUCACACUACUGGUGGGAACGCUACAGGGGACAUACCAGGUAACUGUAUAACACCAGCCCACACCACUACAGCCAAACCACUGUCACACGCCACCUCACUACUUAGAACACAGCCCAAACCCCAACCUGUGGGUCUACUGUUGUAAUUUUUCGCACCACUACACAGCCCAGAGUUACUCACAAAAGCCUACAUCCAAAUUACCCACUUUAAAAACAUGCACCACAACUUGACCUCCAAAAGCACUGCUUUUUACUUAAAAUAGAUUUAAUUUGCAGCUUGACAAAUUAUUAAUAAAGCUGAUAUUUCAAAAUACUGCUUGCAAAUGUAAGGUUGAUCAAAGGUGAUUUGUUUCUACUACAACCCAACUAACUACAGGUCUAAAUCCCUGAGAACACAUAAUGCUUUGAACAUGAACAAAGUGUUAUUUUGUAAAAUGCUCAGUACUGUACAACAACAAAUUUGAAGGCUAUCUCCUGAAGAACGGAGAGCCUCUCUCUUGCAGUGAGCUAUGCUGUCUUCAAAUCAGGACACCUCCCAGUAGUGUGUCUGUCUGCCACCAUGACAUUAAAGCCACUGUACAUAACACAGUCACAGUGUACUCCAGCAAUCACCAAAGAGCCUCUCAGUGGAAAGGUGGCCUUUUUGUCUCUCUGUUUUUAAUGAGCUCAAUGUCCUUAGGUGGAGUAAAAUCAGCUUUUCUCCAUAUCACUGAUUUCACACCCCACCCAGUUAUAAUAAAAAUGUCCACCAAACAAAUAUAGGAAAUACUUCUGCAUGGCUCAUUGACUUCAAAAUGUAUUUGAUUCUAUUUAACCAGGAGGACUAAACUGUAAAAGUGGAGUAGGAGAUGUAAUGUGUAAACGUUAUAUUUGAUGGAAUAAAAGUGCUUUGGCCAUGGGUUGAUGAAAGGGUCUAUAAAUCAGAGCAGUUUUAUGAGGAGGGUGUGGUCGGUUCUUUUAAUAGAGAGUGUAAGUAUGUCAUUAUAGUCCAUGCAUGAUGGUGUGACUAUAAGCAUGGCAUACUUAAGUUAUGGUUUUGAAUGUAAGGUUGUGAAUGUAAGCAGAAGUACAUCAUGUAGGAGUGGAUGGGAGAAUUGCAUGCACAUGGGAGUAUGUACUGUAAUGUAGCUAUAUUUUAAUGUCACAGCUGAAUGUUCUUGUGUGUUUGUGGAUCAUAGAACCUGAACACGACCGUGGCCCAGGACUGGUGUCUAGCUCUCCAGAGACUCAUCCGGAUCAAGGAGGAUCAGAUUCAGAGUGCCAACAAGUGCCGCUUACGCCUGCAGGUGCCUGGGAGACCAGACAAGUGA